Molecule: messenger RNA, 10384 nt
Organism: Actinia tenebrosa (Australian red waratah sea anemone)
Lineage: Eukaryota; Metazoa; Cnidaria; Anthozoa; Actiniaria; Actiniidae
Biological process (GO): signal transduction
Molecular function (GO): DNA binding; molecular adaptor activity
Source: RefSeq, a predicted model, not a curated record
GAAGUUCAUAUUAUUCUAAAUACGAUUUGAGUCUAAGUUGAAAAUACAUAAGUAAAAGUAUUUAUAGGUUUCCCCCACUCCAAACCAUUCCGUAUAUUAUUGCGCGAUCAUUUGCGAUCCAGUAUCGGGAUCAUUUGCGAUCCGGGAUCAUUUGCGGUCCUAUUCGGGGAUCAUUUGCGGUCCCGGGAUCAUUUGCGGUCCUGGGAUCAUUUGCGGGCCUGUACACCCUGACGUGACCCGAAACGCUCCCGAACGAUCUCCGAUCAAAGAGUCACGUGACUUGAUCGGCACGAGUAGCAUGGCUCGACAACAAAUYAACUGAAUAUUAUCAUGAAAUGGCGGUUGAUUCUUCACAUUGAGAAUAAAACUAAUUUUAUCGACYCAAGGCUGUGAUUCUAUGCAAUCCGGCAUCUUAGAGUCUUGAGCUAUGGAUGAUGAUGAGUCUGAGAGGCAGAAGAAACUGCAAGCUGGUAAAGAAAAGCUGCUGAUGUUCCAGAAGAAAAAGCAGGGCGUUAAGAAGAAGAAAAGAAAGGACAAAGUCUGUGGUAAUAGUAGUGGAUCGGCGUCCGGGACAAGUGGGAGUGAAGGUGCAAAACCUGCUUCAAAUCAAGAACAACUCGAAGCUAAUUCGAAGCAACAACCUGUUCAAUCUGCUAGCCAGGAAGCUAGUCCACAGAAGAAAGAGAGAGAGCUUGAAGAUAUAAGCCAGACUGACACAGAUCAUGAUGCUCCUUCAAUCCACUCAGAGAUCGGAUCACCAAUACACUUCGAGGAUGAAGGAGGAUUUCAUUCAGGCCAAUCAGGUAGCUAUGCAAGUGGGGAAUAUACAAGUGGUGAGGAGUCAUACACUUCAGAGGAUGGUGGUGUGGACAGUCUCGUCUUUGCAAACAUAGAAAGAAAUGAGCUGAAAAACAGAACAACAGAACUUGAAGAAGAACUUACUGCCAAGAAAAGUGCUCUGAAACAAAUAAGCAGAGAAAAUGCUGAUUUGAAGUCCAAACUAGACCUGAUGAUGAAGGAUGAGACUGGCGCGUCAGUGAUAAAAGAUCUCACAAGACAAGUAGAAGAAUACAGGGAAAAUCUUCGCACUAAACAAGCAAUAUUAACAGACAUUAAUAAAGAAAAUCAAGAGUUACGAGCACAAUUAAGUGGUAAAAAGCCAAUCCAAGGAGAUGCUGUUAAAGUCGAGCAACUGACAAAAGUACUAGAAGUCAAACAAGCUGCUUUGGAAGACUUAAAUAAACUAAAUGAACAUCUUGAUGCAGAGAAUAAACAGCUGAAGAAUCAAAUUAGUGGUCUAAGUAAAGGCAGUGACUCAUCGCUUGAGCUUCAAAGAGGCCUUGAAAGUAAAUCAGCUGAAUUGGAAGAGCUGAAGAAUUUUAAUGAAUUGAUUCUGGAAGAAAAUACGAUGCUUAAAGAAAAACUGUCUUCAAAUGAAUUGGAAGUGGACGAUGAUUUGCGACAAAAACUGAGAGUAAAGGAUCAAGCUCUUGUGGAAAUCCAAAUUAAUUAUCAAAGUUUACUUCAUAAACUCGAAGAGGUGGAGUCCCAGAAAAGUAGGGCUCAAAUUCAGGAAAGUUUUCAACAGUUGGACGAUCUCUCCGCCUUGGUUUCACAGAAGGAAGCAGAGAUAGCUAAUUUGAUAGCAGCAAGAGAACAGCUUGAAGAGAAGCUAGAAAACUCGGCUCAUAUUCAUGUUCAGUUAGAGGAAAGCCAUAGAAGGUCUGUUGAUCUGGAAAUGGAAUUGGACAAACUUCGUGCUCAGAUACGAGACCUAGAACGCGAGGCAUCCAAGACAUCAGACCUGUACGAGGAAUUGAGAAUCAAGGAAGAAACGUCAAAUCGAUUAUAUCACGAAAAUGAAGACCUGAAGGCCAGAUUGGCCACUAUUGAGUCGUCAAAUCUCAAAGAACUUCUCGAAGAAGGUUAUAGAAAUCUUGAGGCAAUGUCUGCUGAGUUAAAGGAGAAGAAUACUGAAGUCGAAAGGCUGAGUAAUACACAGCAAUUGAGUAACAAAAGAGUCAAUGAUCUCGAAAAUGAGGUUGUUUCUUUGAGAGCUCUUGUUGCCAGUCUCGAAGACAACUCACUUUCGGAAAAUUCUCAGAUGGAGAACCUAAGGGAAAAUCUGAAAGCCAAACAACAGACUGUCAACCAGUUGAACCAAGAGUCAGAAGAACUCCGUGAAAAACUCUCCCAGUUAAAAGAACUGUCUAAGAAUGAUAAAGAACUACUUAAUACUGCACAAGACAAGGUAGUGGAACUUGAAGGUGAGUUGAAUAAGAAAGAUGAAGAGUUGGAGAAGACUCGUUCAAGUCAAAAGAUAAUGGAAGAUGAUUACCAAAAGAAGAUCUCAGAACUACUACAAGAAAUAGUUGAACAAAGAAGACAAAUCGAUGCAAUGGAGGACAAUUCAAAGUCAGAGUCUUCGGUUCUGGAAAACAUGAAAACAUCUCUCAAGGCAAAGCAAGACACGAUGAUGCAGUUGAAUAAAGAGAACGAAGAAGUUAGAGCCGAGUUGGAGAAGUUAAGUUCCAAAUUAGAUGAAGUUUCUCAGGAUCGUGAUAACAAGAACAAGGAGAUGGAGGAGGUGAAGAGUGAAAGAGAUAAUAAACUAUUACAGGUGAUGGAACAGUUAGCUGGUAAAGAUGGUGAACUAGACGAUCUGAAGACUGCGAAUGAAGAAAGAGAGAAGAAAUUACAGGAAUCGCAAAACGAGUUACUCACUUUUAAGACGCAAUCCGAAAAUCUCGCAGAACAACUAGAAACGGCACAGAACCGUUUGUUGGAGUUCCAGAGUGUAGUAGAAACCAAAGAAAACGAUAUAAGGAAACUGAAUGAACAACUGCUAAAUAUAAGGACUGAACAAGAAGGAUUGAAACAGGAUACUAUACAAGAAGGGCAAGAAAUGUUGGGGAAGAUCAAGAUGCUGCAGCAGCAGUUAGCUGAAAGCGACAGCACUCUGAAGAAGCAACAAGAAAACAUGCAGAAAACAUCUGACGAAGUGGUCGACAUGACGUCAGUGAUUGACGACCUCAAGCAUCAGAUAACCAAAAAAGAACAGAGGAUUGAAGAACUAGACCAGCAACUCGUAGAAUCAAGAGAGAAAAGCGCUUUAGAAUUGAAACAAGCUGCAGAAGAAUUCAACCAAGAAAAAUCAAGACUGAUGAAAGAGUUGCAAGAGAAAGACGGCAUGUUGGAAAACUUGAAUGGAGAGUUCAGUGUCUUGAAAGAAGAUCUAGCGAAGAAGGAAAGUGAGCUUGAGAAAAUGAAAGGUGAAUUCAUUGCUACGAUAUCCGAGGUUGAGACUAUGCGGGUGCAGUUUGAAGAUGAAAAGGAGAAGUCUUUGAACUUGGAGAAUCAACUUGAAGAAAUAAGGAGAAAGAAUGAUGAAGAACUUGAACGAAUCCAGAGUUCGUAUCAAGAAGAAAUGCAGAAGGAAACCAAUGAACACAUGAAAGAACUACAAGGUUUAAAAACGCAGUUAGAGCGGCAAAUUGAAGAGAAAGGCCUUGAAAGAGAUCUAUCAAUGAAAACAGAGGUUGAUCAACUGAGAGCAAUUUAUGACAGCGAAUUCAAUACACURAAAGAUUCCCUUGAGAAACAGAAGUCGUUGAGCAGCGAGUUGGAAAAGCAAAGAGAUGAAGCUCAGGUUAAUUAUGAUCAAGUUCGAGAGCGAUUUCUGGAGAAGGAGAAAUCUUUGACAGAACUGCAGGAAGUGUUGAAGAAAAAUAGCCAAGAAAAUGAAAGAGUUAUUGAAGAACUCAGAGACGAAGUAUCAAAGUAUCAGGAAUUUGUAGCAAAGCGUGAAAGCGAUAAAGAAAUGACAGAAUCCCACAAGGAAGAAGAGAAGCUCCAACGAGAGCAUAGUUCCAAAGAGAUAGACAGGCUAGCCAUGGAACUCGAAGAAGAAAAGAAAAAAUCUUUGCAUGUCGAGACACUGGAAAAUGAUGUUUCUACUCUUGUUGAGGAAAUUAAAGAUUUAAAGAAUGAACUUAUGAAAAAAGACAAAGUGAUUGCUGAGCUAAAUGACAAUUUGACGAGCUUCGAAGAAGAACAUGAUUCGGAAGUCUCGUUGCAUGAAGAUAGUUUACGCAAGGAGCAAGAAAAGGCAGCUGAACUUGAGAAGAAGUUCGUCCUGGAGAUAAGUAGUGAGAGUGCCAAACACCAACAAGAGCUGGAACUUGUGAAGCAAACUUACCAAGAGGCGAUGAAUGAAUUGAAAGGAAGGCUGGAAGAAGCAGAAGCGGCCAACGAAGCAAUGCAAGAGAAUCAGGCACGAGAGAUGGAUGACUUUAAAAGUAAACUCGAGGAGUACACGAAGAAUGUGGAGGAACAGCUAUUCCAGCUAAAGGCUGAAACAGAGAAUAAGGCUAAAGGGGAUAUUAAGAAAGUUCAGGAAUCUCACCAAAAAGAAACGCAAAAGCUAAUGGAAAAGCUGAAGAAUCUUACCACAGAAAAAGAGAUGAAAGAUGCUGAGAAUGAAACGUUGAAGAAACAGUUGAAGGACAUGGUUGAUCAGCAGAACUCUGGUAUAGACAAUGAAGAGCUUUUGAAACGGCGCCUAGAAAUAAUGAAAGAGGAAUAUGAAGGACAGAUCAAUUCCUUGAAAGAACAACUACAAAACUUAGACGAAAAACACCAAGCUGAACUUGGUGAUUUUUCAGAAGAAAAGGAGCAACAAUUCGUGACAGUUAUGGAAGAAGUAAUUCAGAAACAUCAACGAGAAUUGGAGGAGCUGAAAGCAAAGAGCGGCUCGGAUGGAGAGAAGGACUUCGACGAACGCUUACGAACAAUGGAAGAAGAAAAAAGACUUGAAAUAAAUCGUGUACACGAGAGACUGUUGCAAGAAAGCGAGGAGAGGUUAGCAGAAGGUCAGCAGCUUCUUCUACAACAGAUAAAUCAAAAGGAGCAAGAGGUCCUGAUGACGAAAGAGAAAGCUAACGAGUUGGAACGAGAAUUAACGGGCGUCAGAAAAGAAAAAGAUCGACUCUUAYACGAAGUGCAGAUAUUAACAGAAACUCGAAAAAUCAUGGAUAACGAGAGAUCUSCUAUUAAAGAACCUAUAAUAGGAAAGAAAAUAAGGCAGGUUGUGCAGGAAGAACCUCUAUUUGCGGCCUCUAUUGCUGACCAAGUCGAGGGGCUACCUCCUAGUGCUGAUUCUGAAGAAACCCCUUCUUCAUCAGAGCGGCCAGAGUUGGCGAAUAAGCUGCAACAGAUGGAAGAGAUCAUCCAUGAGAAAAAUAAAGUUGAAGUCGAAUUGAACAAACAGCUGAACGAUCUCAAGAAGGAACUGAAGCAUGCCCGAGAAUCGUCGAAGAAAGAUCUCCACGACAAACAGCAACGUGAACGGACAUUAGAGUCCAGUAAAGAACAGCUCGAGAUGCAGUUGUCGGCCCUGGAGAGGGACAGUUAUGACUCAAUUAAUGAGUUGUCUAUAUUGCAAGAAAGGUUGCAGGAAAAAGAACGAGUCGUGGAGGAGCUGAAAGAUGAGAAGGAUAAUCUGCUUUCGGUGUUGAAGGAGAAUAAUGAGGUGGCUUCCCGGGAGAAGGAGUCGUUGUUGAAUGCAUGCAAGAAGCAAGACGUCAUGAUCAAGGAGUUACAAGAUCGUAUAUCCACCUCAGACUCCGUAUCAAACGACCUUCAAGACGUCUUUGGUCGUCAGAUUCUCGCACUUCAAGACCAACGCGACGAGCUUCAACAACAACUGGAGCAGCAGAAGCAAGAACGAAGCUCGUACGUGGAUAUACUCGAAGAAAAAAGCGUGCUGGAAGAAAAUCUACGCGUAGAACGAGAAAAACUUUCCGAAAAACUACGACAAAAAGAAGUAUUGGAACGAGAACUAAACAGAGAAAGAGCAGCUUUGCAGGAACAACUAUUCAAACAGAGUAAACUCAAUGAAAUCAUACGACAAAAAGAUUCGUUUGAGAAGGAAUUGAUUAGACAGAAAGACGAAUUGGAGGACGAGCUCGGCGAGAUCGAAAAGAAACUCAUGGAAAAAGAAGAACUCUUAAUUCGUGAGAAGGAGCUACUAGAGCAAGAAAUGAAAAACAAAGAAAUGCAGUUGCAAGAAUGGGAAAAGGAAUUCCACGAAAAAGAGAUGGAAUUCUCGAGCUCUUUGGAUCAGCUCAGGAGAGAGUUGGAUACAGAUUACAGACAACAGAUGGUGCAGUUAGAAUCGACACUCCAGGACCGCUACAGUCAGGAUAUGGAGACACUAGUGGCUGGUCAUCAAGAACAGAUUGCUCGCAUGAGUGAUGAUUUCGAGGAAAGACUCAAGGUUCUGAAGAGUCAACUGGAAACCGAAAGACUGAAGCAAGUUAGCACGAUGAAGAGCGUACUCGAGAGACAGCAAUCCAGUGAACUCGUUGACUUGGAAGAAAAACAUCGCGGGGAUUUGGAAGAGAUAAGAGACGAUCUGAGCCAGCGACACCAAGAAAUCAUCCAAGCGGUUAAGACUCGUCUUGAUCAGGAGCACAAGGAGGUGUUAGAAGAAUUAGAAGCUCGUAUGUUAGCUGACCAUGCCAUUAAAACUGAACUUCUUCGUUUGGAGGUUGAGAAUGAAUGGAAAGUCAAGCUGAACGAAGUGGAGAAACAGCGGUUUACAGUACAAGAGGAAAUGGAACGACAGUUGCAAGAGGCGCGAAAUGAGAUGAAAGAAAUAAAAGAGAAACAUAAACUUGAAAUAAGUGAAAAGAUGGCUGCACAACAGAAAGAGCUCGAGAACAAACACAAAGCUGACCUCACUUCCGAACUGGAGAAACAAGACAGUGUACUCAAAGAAUCUCACCAGAAGGAGCUUGAGGAAUUCGGGGAAGUCUUAAAACAAGAAUAUACUCGUAGGAUUCAAGAUUUGGAUAAAGAGUAUUCCAAAAAACACAGUGCAGAGAUUGAAGAAUUACAGAAAGCUCUCGAACGGGAUAAGGAAGAGUUUACUAUCGCUACACUUGAUGAAUUGGGACAGAAACAUACACUAGAAAUGCAAAGACUGCGUGAGGAAUUGAAUGACAUAAUGAAUCAAGCAGAACAGACAAAAAUGCAGAUGGAAAAGAAACAUCAAGAAGAGAUGCUGGAUAUGAACAAUAAAAUCACACACGAAUAUGAAAAAAUCGAAAAACUGAGAGCAGACUUGGAGAGCGCACAUGAUACGACGGCCCAAGAGCAGGCACAUCGCCUUGAGGAACUCCGCGAUGAGAUGGAACAACAAAAAAGCCAAUUCAAGAAACAGCAUUUAGGGGAGUUAGAGGAACUCAAGGGUGAAUUUGAACGGAGACUCGUCGAGAAGGAUCAUGAUCAUGCGGAAGCUUUGGAAACGCUACGGACAGAAUUUGAAAACAAGAAGCUUGAGAGCGAGUUGGAACAUGUUAGAGAGAUUGAAAAGCUUACGGAGGAAUUUGAAAAUAGGCAUUUAUCAAGCGAAAAAAGUUACAACGAAAAGAUCAACGAACUUGAAAAACAGUUGUUAAACACAAAGGAAGAUUUCGAAACGAAACUUCAAGAACAACUUGGCCAAGGUGUUAAAGAUUCACAGGAAAGAUACCAGGACGACGUGAGUAAACUCACCGAGGAGCUGCAAGUACAGAACCAAAAAGAACUAGAAAAACUAAGACAGGAAUGUGAUCAGGAACAUCAAAAGAAAAUAGAACAACUAGAAGACACGAUACGAACAUUACGUUCUGAACACGAAAAACAAUGUGAAGAAAUACGUGGAGCGUUUCAAGAAGAAAAGCUGAAGGACUAUGCAAAAAUGAGCACGAAAAUGGCUUUGAAGACGGCACAGUCCCUUGAAGUGUUGAGAAGCUCAAUGGAGAAGAAACACGAACAGGAAAUUGAGGAAUUCCGUGAAGAAAGUCAAAAAGAUUACGAAAUGACUGCCUUGAGGCUUUCGUCACAAAUCGAAGAAAUGGAACAACGAAAUCGAAAGACCUUGCACGAACUUAAAAAUCAACUAAAGGAGAAGGACAAGGAGAUCGAGAACUUGAAACUCGAGCUCAGUUCCAAAGAUGAAGAGUUGAGCAGUUUAAGCAACAGCUUCAGUGAGGAAGUCAAGAAUAUCCAGAAGAACCAGUAUGAUGAUUUGUUGAAUGAGGUUUCUUUUGUUCGAGCUGAACUGGCCAUGGAAGCUGCUCAGAAGAUUGAGGAAGCAAGACUCAAAAGCAAUAACAAUUUACAAGAUGUAAAUAGACUUGAAGAGGAGUACAAGAGCAAUAUUCAAAUGCUCUUGACAAAACACGACAAACAAGUGGCAGACUUGAGUCAAGAAUACGAGAAACAGAUUCGAGAGCUUAAAGAUGAACUACAAGUCGCUGAGGCAUGGGGAAAGAAGAAUGGAGAGAAAGUUCACUUUGAAGAAGUUGAGAAGAAACUACAAGACAUUAAAGACCACUAUGAAGAAGAAAUCCAGAAACUUCGAAAUGAGAAGGAUGUCGAGUCAGAAGGCAGGAAAGUUGAUAUAGAAGAAAAACAUGUUAGUGAACUGAUGGAAAAACAGGCAGAGAGAAUCAAAGAGCUGGAACAUUCUCUAGAAGAUGAAAAAAAGAAGUAUCACGAUGCUGAAGAAUUUCUAACGUCCAAACAUAAGGAAGAAGUUGAAGCUUUGAAGUCCAAACAUCUGCAAGAAAUGGUUGAGUUAAGAGAGAGUUUUUCGUCAGACGUUGAAGCACUUAAAGAAGAACUUGUCAAAACCUCUGAUGAUGAAAAAUUCGUUCUACUAAAAGACGAGUUAGAAAAGAAACACAAUGAUGAGCUCGUUGCUUUGAGGGAUUACAUGGAAAACCGUUACCAGGGAGAACUGGAAGAUGCCAAGCAAAAGUAUAGAAAUGAGCUUCAGAAACUACAAGAGGAAAUGUUGAAUGCUGAAGACCAAGAAAAGUUUGAGAAGUUGAAAGAAUCUUUAGAAAAAAGUCACCAAGAAGAACUAGAAUCUCUUAAAAACGAACUUGAAGAGGAACAUGAAGAACACAUCAGGAACCUUCGAGAUGAGUUUGUUGAAAUUCUAAAGGCAAAGGAGAGCGAAGAGGGUGGUGACAGUGAAGCAGAAAAGAGAAUUAUUGAACAAAAUCAGCAAGAUAAGCUAGACGCGCUACGGCAAGAACUUGAAAACGAACAUGAGGAACAACUGCAACAGCUUAAAGAAGAAUUCCUCCAGUUGCUACAGGAAAAAGAAAAAAGUUUCCUUGCAAAUCAAGGUAAUCCCGACAUUGAAGAAGAACUGCAAAAGCUGAGGGAACAAUUAGAGACUGAACAUGAAGAAGAUAAAGAGAAAAUAAGAAUGGAUCUUCUCAGUGAAGUAGAGGAAUUUAAAAAUCAGCUGCAAGAAGCUGCAGAGAAGGAUAUAGAAGAAGCGAAAGCUCAGUUACAGGAACAAAUGUCCCGCAAGGAAGAGGAGAUUAUUUCCAAGAGCGACGAACAGAUAGAAGCUUUAAAACAAGAGCAUCCUCAAGAGAUGGAGCAACAAGAUAAAGAUCUGAGCGAAAAACACAAAAAUGAACUUGCUAACCUAAGAACAAAGCACGAGCAGGACCUAAAAGAAUUAAGAGAAAAGUUUGAUGAAGAACUUCGAACAGAACGAUCCAAACUCGAACAAGAAAAGCAACAUGAUCUCGAGCGAUUGAAGGCGGCCAUGGACGGCAGUAUUAGUGAACAGCAACAACUUCAGUUGAGCAUGCUCCAGGAGCAACAUGAGCGUGAGCUCGAGACUGUCCGAGCGGAACUGGUAGAGGCACAUAUGAAGAAGUUUGCGGAGAUGGCAUCGAGGCUGGAAGGAGAGCACAAGGAUGAUUUGGAAGAUUCUAUCCAAGCGGUUCGCGUCGAAAUGAAACAGAAAUUUAAAGCAGAGAUCGAACAAGCCAAAGAAAAAGCGCGUCUUGAACUCGAGCAAGAGCAUCUUCAGAACCUGCAGCUGCUGGAAGAAGAACUGGAACACAAACAUGCCGCACAAAUGAAAGGAUUGGCGACGUUACAGGACAAGCAUCAAGAAGAAAUACAGCUUAUAAACCAGGAACAUAACAAAUCUAUGGAACACAUUAAAGCGGCCCUGGAAGAGAAAUACAACGAACAGUUCCUGGCCGUAAGCUCUGCUGCCGACCAAGAAGUGUCUCAAGCCAAGGAUGAACUUGAAACUGCUCACAGGAAUGAAAUACAAAUGUAUGAAGCGGCCUUGGAAGAAGAAAAGGCUCGUGUACUGGCGUUAGAGGCUGUUCAAGCCAGUCUUCAGACAACUCACAAAGAAAUCAUGGACAACGCUAAAGAAGAGUCUGAUCGUAGAAUAGAAAGCCUGCAGGCAUUGAUGGAUGCUGCGCAUGGCAAUCAAGUACAGGAGCUACAGAACCUAAUCGAGGAACAGCACAAACAAGUAAGAUAUGACAACCACCUUAUACCGAUUUGA